AACUAUUGUCUUGCUAGUUUCCUACUCGAAAGAAGCAGGUGGAUGUAGAUUUAGAAGUGUUAGCUAGCAUAGACAACGAUGAGACGGUGAAGUAUUGUUCAUAGAGGUGUAUUUAACUUGUCUGCCGAUAAUUAAACCAUUACUCUAUAACAUUACGUCUAUAAAUGACGACUACCACAACGUUUCAAGGAAUGGAGCCCGGUGCUAAAAGCAGUUCCAGGAUUUUGCGCCCACCUGGUGGUGGUUCCAAUAUUUCGCUUGGUGCAGAUGAAGAGAAGCCUCCUGUCCGGAAAAACAAAAUGGCCUCCAGUGUAUUUGCCGAGCCUGAAGACCCUUAUGCCAAUCGAAGGAACAACCCACCAGGAGGGAAGCCAACAGGGGUGCUGUGUGGUGAGCCUUCAGCCCCCCUAAGGAGAGGUGGAAAUCAAACCGUCAAUCACUCUGGAGAGGCUCCUCCUACAGAUGUGGAGGACCCUGUGCGUGAUAAUGAAAAAUACCCCUUGGAACUAGAGGCUGCUCCAGAGCCGCAGGAAGAGCCCCCUCAGGCUGAGGAACCUGCUGCAGGGGUGCCAUCUGGCCGCAGAAAUCCCCCAGGGGGCAAGUCCAGCCUCAUCCUUGGUUGAAUGUCGCACACCCUUACCUCCACUCAUCUCUGUGCCCGUCUUUGUCUUUUUUCCCCACUUCUAAACAAGACCCCUAAGUCAUUUUUUGUACCACAGGAAUCAUCUGGAUGUCAAGCAGUGUCAUUCAUAGCCCCAAGUGCAUUGUUUUGAUACCUUUUUUUAAAAGAUAUUUUCUACCGUUUUUAUUGUUUGUUUAGUUUGACAGAAGCACUUUAUGUAAUCUUGUUACAUGGUUCAAAGUUGGCCUUUGCCCCUGAAAUUCAACCUUCCAGGAAGGGUACAUGAGGCUCGCAUUUCUCAUUAAAGCCCAUCAUAAAACUCCCCUGACAUUAUUGCAGCAGCACAAACUGGAGGUGAUGAUAAAAUAAAUUUGUAGAACACAAGCAAAAAAAGGAUUUUGUGUAGUGUUGAUUUUUCUCCCAGCUUGCCUCUGCAUGUCUGAUUUGUAUGAAUGUGAAAAUGACUUAACUGUGAAGAUUUAUCGAAUUUAUUUAACCUGUUUCAUUGUUGUUUUUUAUUUGUAGAAUAACUGUUUCACUGUUGCAUGAAAAGGAAAAUCUUUUUACCACCUCUAGUAUUAAAAUCCACAUAGAACCCACAAACAGUUCUAGAAUUGUGCUCUUUAAACUCUAGACAGUCUUCGGUUAGGGUGUAUAGGUUCAAUGUCGGUAGGUUUGAGCAAGAUUUUUUUUUCUAUGUUUUUUUUCUAUGUUGCCUUUGUAACCUUACAAAACUGUAACCCCACUAAUCCAUGUUUUUAUAGAUAAAUUGAUUCUGAAGUACACAUGUUGGUCGAGUUGGUUCCAGUAUAAAAAAAUGUUGGGUUUCCAGAUUACACUAUAAAUAAACACUUGCUUUUCUUUUUUUCAUUUGCAAUCCAUGGAAUGUUGUGGGUCCUGACUUCUAAGUGUUUCUGGUAAACCUGUCUUAGAUUUGACAAGUGACCUUAUUACUGCCCAGCCUUCUUUUCACCUCCUGAAGACAAUUACUAUUAGUGCAAACUGAAAACCUAAAGAAAUAUUUUUACAGGUUUCAUGAGUCUAUCUACGUCAAAACCAAAACACAUCCUUCUGUACUCUUGAGUUUUGUGCACAACUGUUGCAUCCGCCAGCUGUCGUGUGGGGGAAAUAUUCCAUUACAGGUACCUGAUGUUGUCUUUAUGUGAUGUUUUAUUUUCUAUUGUGUUUUAAUGCAAGAUAUGUCUAUUUGCAUCCUUUACCAGUCCCUAUUGCUGGAUGUAAGUCACUGUGGAACAUCUGAAUACAAGAAAUGGCACAAGAGGAAAUUAACAUAACAUUAAAAAUCACUUUUGAUCAUGGAUUUUAUUUUCU
This is a messenger RNA of Menidia menidia (Atlantic silverside), 1954 nucleotides long. NCBI's taxonomy places the organism in Eukaryota, Metazoa, Chordata, Actinopteri, Atheriniformes, Atherinopsidae. The record is from the annotation of a GenBank genome assembly.